This is a messenger RNA of Melozone crissalis (California towhee), 537 nucleotides long. Its product is annotated as actin nucleation-promoting factor WAS-like. The record is from RefSeq and is a predicted model, not a curated record. NCBI's taxonomy places the organism in Eukaryota, Metazoa, Chordata, Aves, Passeriformes, Passerellidae. The coding region runs from base 1 to 537 and encodes 178 amino acids. The transcript is spliced from 2 exons.
AUGGGGGCUGAGCUCAGCCCUGGCAAGGCAGCCUCUCCCUGUGCUCCCUCCAGCAUCGGGAAACACCUCCCUGAGGGGCGAGCCAGGAUUGCUGCCUCCCACAGCACAUUGAUCCCGUCAUCUCGGCUGAGAAUGCCAGCCACGGAGCUGAUUAAUGCCGGGCGGGGGCACCGGGAGAGCGGGGGGGGGGGACCCGCCCGCUCCUCACGAACCGGGGGCGGCCGGUGGGGACGCGCCCGCUCCCUCCGCGGCCGCUGGGUAGCGCUCGGGGCCGCGCCGUCUCCCCGCCUCCCCGGCUCGGGCUGCCCCCGGCUCCGCCGAGCCCCGCCGCCGCCGCUCACUCCGCCGCCGCACAGCGCAGGAGGAGCAGCAGCAGCGGCCGGAGCGCCGAGAGGGAUCGGCGCGGCGCCGCCAGCCCGCCAGCCGCGCGCCGCCAGCGGCUCCGAGCGGGACCCCGCGCCGCCGCCCGCCGCCGCCGCACUUUCCCCCGCUGCCCGCCGGGGACGGAUCCUCUCUCUGCCGCCCGGAGCCGCCUAG